AUGCAGCUUGUACUAUACACGACAAUGUUGCUCUGGCAAUUCCCACUUCGACUAAUCCCCCAAACCUCCCAAACCUCCCAAACCCCCCAAGCCCCCCACCUCUCCCAAAGAAACGGGUGGAAGCCCCUGCGGGGGUAUGUGGAACAUUAUUUUGCAGAGCACAAAGAUAAAAUUAUGGCCAAAUGGAAUAUACCAAAGGGGACCACACGAUAG
This is a messenger RNA of Pyricularia grisea, 213 nucleotides long. RefSeq lists its product as uncharacterized. The record is from RefSeq and is a predicted model, not a curated record. The transcript is spliced from 3 exons. NCBI's taxonomy places the organism in Eukaryota, Fungi, Ascomycota, Sordariomycetes, Magnaporthales, Pyriculariaceae. The coding region runs from base 1 to 213 and encodes 70 amino acids.